AUGACUUUCACGCUCAACCAGGUGUUACUUCGAUCUGUGAGCCCUACGGGGCUAGGAUUCGCCAACAUGGUUGAGUUUGUCAUAGGAUCCGUGCUGUUUAUCAGCAGAGAGCCAGUGAGACUUGCGCUCCAACCGCUGGAUCCAAGUGCCAAGAACUUUUACCAGACAGUGAUAAAUUUCUCCUAUUUGGGGCUCGCAGUCUGCGGAGCACUGGUUGUUCCUGUUUUCUACUGGCAAUUGGACUUGAGCGGGCUUCAAUUGCAUCCAUGGGAGUACCAGUUGGGGAUUGGAGCGGUUUUGGCCUCUGUAAUCCUCGAACUACUUAGCGAGCCGUUUUAUAACUUAAACCAGGCACAGCUCAACAUGGCAAAGAGAGCCAAAAUAGAGAGUAUGGCCUCGUUUGUGAAAUGCGCCGUUCAAUUCUUUGUUGUCACGCGAUUGGCAAUUGGCUCGUCUACAGACGUGACCUUUGUGUUUGGCUACGUGAUUUCCCAGUUCUGCUACUCGCUCACUAUUUUUGGAUGCUACUCCAAAUUCAGAUUAAUAUGGCCCACGAAAACAUCAGAGGGCAUUUAUUUAACCACAUCAACGUUUAACUACCUCAGAUCGCUGUUUGUGCAGCUGGUGUUCAAACAUUUCCUUACCGAGGGAGACAAAUUCGUGCUGAACCAGCUGUUUCCAAUAUUCGACCAAGGUUACUACUCGGUUGUGUCGAAUUACGGGUCGUUGCUAGCCAGAAUCCUGUUCCAGCCAAUCGAAGAGUCCCUGAGGAUGAACGUGUCUAAACAGUUUGCCUUGAAGCUCAACACCAAAUCCACCAUGGCCACACUCAAUAAUACAAUAUUCAAGGUUGCAACGCUUUAUAUAUAUCUGCUGACACUGAUACUCAUCUUUGCACCAGUGAAUUCGAGCUACCUGGUCAACCUGGCGUUCGCGUCGUUCCCAGACAAGCACAAGCUGUCGCAAGUGUUCCAGAUCUACUGGUACUAUCUGCCGUUUUUGGCUGUCAACGGGGUCACAGAGGCACUGUUCAAUUCGAUCUACACCGACUCGAAACACGUGAGUCAGUAUUCCAGACUGAUGCUGGUGAACUCUAUCUGUUUCUACGCCACGUCCACGUACUUUAUCCAGUACCGGGACCUCGGUCUGGUUGGUCUGGUGGUUGCCAACUCGAUCAACAUGGGGGUGCGAAUAAUCUUUUGUUUUGUCAAGCUACGUUCCAUCAUCGACUUCAAAUCUCAGCAGUGGCAGAAGUUUGUCUACUUCUGGACGGCCUCGAUAGCUGUCGUUGCUAUACAGAUGAGCGUGAUUGGCCACGAGACCACCACGUCGCUGGAGUUUGCCAAAAGCUUUCUCCUGGGACUUGUGCUACUUGUUGUGAUUGCUGUUCUAGAGCGCAAAAAUAUAUUAUCAUAA
This is a messenger RNA of Ogataea philodendri, 1416 nucleotides long. RefSeq lists its product as uncharacterized. NCBI's taxonomy places the organism in Eukaryota, Fungi, Ascomycota, Pichiomycetes, Pichiales, Pichiaceae. Gene Ontology annotation, biological process: dolichol-linked oligosaccharide biosynthetic process; glycolipid translocation. The transcript has a single exon. The record is from RefSeq and is a predicted model, not a curated record. Gene Ontology annotation, cellular component: endoplasmic reticulum membrane. Bases 1 to 1416 code for a protein of 471 amino acids.